Messenger RNA from Eptesicus fuscus (big brown bat), 1333 nucleotides. It is a transcript of the gene DNAJC12, whose product is annotated as DnaJ heat shock protein family (Hsp40) member C12. The transcript has 7 exons. Gene Ontology annotation, cellular component: cytoplasm. Lineage: Eukaryota; Metazoa; Chordata; Mammalia; Chiroptera; Vespertilionidae. The record is from RefSeq and is a predicted model, not a curated record. Bases 262 to 891 code for a protein of 209 amino acids.
ACCCACAUAAAAACAUAAAUGCCCCUCCCUCCCCACUCUUGCCGGCUGACACCACUUUGGUCUCAGCCCUUCUGUUUGCAGAUGUAACAAUACAUUUAUAACUUUGGCUUUUUCAUUUCAUUCGGGCUGGUUCCUCUCAGCAUGGACCUAACGGAUCCCUUUAUCUCAGUUGCCCUGGCUUGAAAGUGACUACAUGGUGCAUUGCAGAAGUGAGAACAUGGUGGUUCAGGAAAAGGAGCCUCGGGUUGCAUUUCAUAAAUCAUGAGGGCAAGAAGAGUUGAUUCAGUGAUCUCAAUGGACGCAAUACUGAAUUACAGGUUGGAAGAUACUGAAGAUUACUACACCUUACUGGGAUGUGAUGAACUGUCUUCGGUGGAACAAAUCCUGGCAGAAUUUAAGGUCAGAGCCCUGGAAUGUCAUCCUGACAAGCAUCCUGAAAACUCCAAAGCAGUGGAGACUUUUCAGAAACUGCAGAAGGCAAAGGAAAUUCUGACUAAUGAAGAGAGUCGAGCCCGCUAUGACCACUGGCGAAGGAGCCAGAUCGCGAUGUCAUUCCAGCAGUGGGAAGCUUUGAGUGACUCGAUGAAAACGUCAAUGCACUGGGCUGUCAGAGGUAAAAAAGAUCUAAUGCUGGAAGAACCUGACCAGACUCAUACCAACAAGAUUGAAAAUGAGGAACAGAACGAACAAAGAGAAGUAAAGAAAGAAGAGCUGGGUUCAACCACAGAGAAAAUGGAGCAAAAAGAAUCUGAGUCCUUGGAGAAGUCAUCCUCCCCAGAGAGUCCAGAUUCUUCAAGUUUUUCAGAUGUGAACAGUUGGCACCUUCGUUUCCGCUGGGCUGGGGAUGCUCCUUCAGAACUCCUGAGGAAAUUCAGAAACUAUGAAAUAUGAAAUGUCCCUGCUCAGUAGGAGGGAGAGCGAGUGAGCAAGACCAUCCCCUGUGCUGCCAACAUGCAGUCUUUGUUCAAAUCUUUAAAAUGUCAUGUUUAUAUGUCAUGUUUGUGAAUCGCUGAGUACCGAUUGAUUCCUCCACCCUUGUACCCAUUCUCACAAUGUUUUUUAAAUGAGAGAAAUUUCAGAAGACAGGUUUCUUUUAAUAUUAGAACAAAUUAAGCCUCUUAGAUCCAGAGUGGAUUGUAUUAUGUGUGUUUUCCUAUAAAUGUUAUUUAGAGAAAUCCAUUUUUAAAUCAACCUCUGUAUUUAAAUAUUCAUUGAUAUAUGAUGAUCUCUAUUAGUACUGGAUGUACAAGAAAUGUUUUCUGACUCUGGACUUAAAUUGAAAUGUGAAACUACUUGUCUAAAUCCCAUAGAAUGAAAUAAAUAAUUUUCCCAA